AGAACCCUGAACCCAACCCUUCUGCAUUAAUGUCAACUGCUCUUCUUAUCUAAAACACACACACCCGAUCCAAGUGUCGUUCAAGUUCAACCCGUUUCGCACAGAAGUAAAUGUGAUUCAACAAACCCCAAGCCCCGUCCUUGCGCUCAAAGCAAAAAUGCCCCUCGCGUCAACAUCCGUACAACUGAGCACCCCACUCUCGCCGUCUUCACCGACGUCCACCUCAAGCCCCUCCACUGCCCCCCGUACGUCCGCCCUGAAUGUAGACGAGCUUUUGAAGCGCGCCAGCGCCGUGCGGAGGUCCUCCCAGGGAAUUGCCGACAAUCUGCGGGACGCGCUGGAAACGGCGAAGCCGGAGGUGGAAAAGGUGCGGAAGCGUGUGGAUUACAUGACGCAGCUGCAGGAGCAAAUCGAGCGCAGCGAACAGGCGUUAAACAACGACCCGGAUGGGGACUUUCAGAACUUCGCUAUCCAGUGCGAAUAUGUCUUGGUCUGGAAACUUGUGCUGCUAAUUUGCAAAUGGUAGGCGCACUGCAAUACGCAGCCAAGCAUGACAAGGUCUUGAGCUCCUGUGUGUUGCGUGUUCUGCAUGACAAGCUGCGUUUUUGCAUGACAGACAAGAGGUGGCGCUUUUCCUGCUCAUGCAUCACAGAGCUGAAAGUCAUGGGCGACAAGCAUGACAGACUUGCAUUCUAUUUUCAGACCCAGACACAUCCGCAUUCGAUAUUCGUGAAGAAGAAGCAAAUCGACUGGGUCGAGAACUUCGUGACGUGGGAAACGCUGCAGAAAAGAGUGAUGGAAAGCCCAAGCGUGUUGCUCGCGGGCGACAAAAUGGUACCGAGGACGAGUGCGGGGGAAAUGCAUAAACAAAGUAGGAAUAGCCUUUUUUCUGUUGUGCAGAAGACGAACGACGAGUGGAAAAGAAUGCUUUCCGCGGAAGCGUUUUACGUGAUGCGGGAGGAAGGAACGGAAAAGGCAGAUUUGGAAAAAGACUGGGACCAGUAUUUUGGCAUUGCUAAAUCAGUAACACCAGGCGAUACAAAUCCCGGCGUCGUUACUUCUUCGCAGGGGAAGAACAAAUACAGUGAGGCUCCUCCUCCUCCUACGCAAUUCUCAGGAGCAGACGCAACCUCCCACGUCGCACCCCCGAUGGUAGUCUUAGGCUACUUCCGCUGUACCGCCUGCGGCCUGCCGCUCUACCGGUCCGAUUCCCGGUUCCGCAGUAACCACCACGGCUGGCCGGCCUUCAACCGGUGUCUCUUUUCCAGGGGAAAAUACGGGUACCACGUCGCGCUGCGGCUGGAUUUUCCGAAAAAGCGGUGCGAAAUCCUUUGUCGGCGGUGCGAGGGGCAUUUAGGGCACGCGUUUUUCAACGAAACCCGACCGGGGUCGCAGCGACACUGCGUCAACGCAGUCUGUUUGCAGUACGUUCCUGGGAACUGGGACGAGGUGGCGGAAUUCGUCGCAGAAGGUCGGCGUUUGGAAAAUAGGGAGUAUUUUGAAGUUUCAUAGCGGUGAUUGUAUGCAGUCGUGAUCUAUUUGUAAGAUAAAUGAAUCUUUGCAGCUAGUAGGGGCCAAAACUAUGUUUCGCGCGGAGAAAAAGAUAAUUGUAAGAUUGUUUGGGAACAACUACAACAACAGCCACCUCAAACUGGCUGACCAUAUCAACCACACGCGGUUUUUUUCUAGAAC
This is a messenger RNA of Amoebophrya sp. A120, 1692 nucleotides long. Lineage: Eukaryota; Dinophyceae; Syndiniales; Amoebophryaceae. The record is from the annotation of a GenBank genome assembly.